AUGCACACGCACGACCCACCGACGGCAAAGGCUUCGGCGCUCGGCCUCGCCUGGCGUCGACUUCAGCUUGGCCUCACGGCGGCUGGCUGCGGUUUCGGCUCGUAUGAAGAGGUGGCGGCGGCGCUGAAGGAGAACGCCGAUGUAUGGGACGAGUAUGUUUCGCUUGUCGGCGUUGAUCUUCCGGCGAGCAAGUGCCUCACGGCGGCGCUGGAGAUCAUGCACGCUGCGCUGGCGACGGAACCGCUGGCGGCGCUGGUGGCCGAGGCAUGCGGGCGCGAUGGCAGUGAGCCGUUUGCCGGCUGGGAGCCGGUCAUUCGCGCUACGGGCUCCGAGACCAAGUGGACGCUCUCGAUGCCGCUGCCCGAGGCGCUGACUGAUGCGCUGCACAACUCGGUGUGGGUGCCCAAGCGGCGCAAGCGCAAGGAUCGGUUCGUGCCGACCAAGUCGCUGGCGGUGGCCAUCAACGUCGAGCACGUGACCAAGCUGGCGGCGCGGUACACAGGCCCGCGGCCGGCCGAGGGCGAUGUCGACGUCGAGCUCCUCUUCCUCCUCCUCUUCCAGUACAAUGCGCUCGAGGGCGGCGGGUUCCAGGCUGCGCUCCCGGAUCCGGUCUUUGAUCUCCUUGCUGCGGCGCCGUUCCACGCCGACACCGAGGCCUUUGCCUCGCCGCUCAACGUCACGCUCCCGCGAUACCACUCUGCACUCCCGGCCAUCGAUGCGGCCUUUGGCUCGUCGGGCUCGUUCUUUGACGCCAUGCCCGAUGCAGGCGUUGUGGAGGCCAAUCCACCGUUUACCGAGCCGUUCAUCACCCGCAUGCUCGCACACAUGCACAAGUGCCUUGCUGCAGCCUCUGGCCCGCUCACCUUUGUCGUCAUCGUUCCGGCCUGGCGUCAGUCGCCGGCCUGGCUCGCGCUCACCACCUCGCCGCACGCCUCGCGGACCGCGGUGCUCCCUGCCGCUGAGCACGCAUACUGCGAGGGCAAGCAGCAUCUGCGCAAGACCCGCUUCCGACUCGCCUCUAACGACACCUCGAUUGUCUUUUUGCAGAACGAACUCGCCGCCGCCUCGCUUACCAUCACCGACGCCCAUGUCGAGGCCAUCGCCGCAGCCUUUGCCGCUCCGCUCGAAACCAGCCGCACCGCCCACGCCACCGGCGCCGACUCGCGCGCCUUUCGCGCCAAUCGCGCCCAGGAGCGCAAGGACGCUCUUUCCUCGCACGUCCGCUCCGCCGUCGCCACUUCGAACUGGGCCUCGCUGUCCAAGUCGAUGAAGGGCAAGGGCAAGGGCAAGGGCAAGGGUAAGGGCAAGGACAAGGAUAAGGGCAAGAGCAAGGAUAAGGGCAAGAGCAAGGAUAAGGGCAAGAGCAAGGAUAAGGGCAAGAGCAAGGAUAAGGGCAAGAGCAAGGAUAAGAGCAAGAGCAAGAGCAAGAGCAAGAGCAAGAGCAUGGACAAUGACAAGGAUCGCAAGCGCCGCCGCCAUGGUGACGAUGUCGAUCACGCCUCCUCCCGCCAGUCCAAGCGCAGCAAACGCUCGUAG
Molecule: messenger RNA, 1536 nt
Organism: Thecamonas trahens ATCC 50062
Lineage: Eukaryota; Apusomonadida; Apusomonadidae
Exons: 2
Coding region: 1-1536 (511 amino acids)
Molecular function (GO): RNA polymerase II C-terminal domain binding; mRNA (2'-O-methyladenosine-N6-)-methyltransferase activity
Source: RefSeq, a predicted model, not a curated record